CAAACCCGGCCCCAACCCUCCGCGGAGAAGACAGGAGGGCGCAACCGCUGCGGCACAGCGGCGACGCUACCAACUACCAAAAACCCAUUGCACGCAUCAACCUCUCUCUCUCUCUCUCUAUCGACUCUCUCGCAUCGGCAUUGCAUCCCCCGUCGCCUACUUUUUCCAUUGACCUCUCCCUCAACGCUCUCCUCCUCCACAAAGCUUCGAAUUUUCCCGUUCCCAAACCUUCCUUCCCCUGAUUCACCGGCGGAAAGAACAAGGCAAGCCGCCCGCCCGCGUGGCGUGGGGUCUGGGUGCUUUCCUUACCAGGGCCUUGCGUGCGCCGCGGCGCAUUUGUCACCCCCGCGGGAUUCCUGCCCCCUUAUUAAGUCUUUCUCUGGACACGGUUCCUUUCUUGGAGGAAGACAACGCAGGAGGCGCUGCAUGGAUCAGGACCUCCGCUGUAGCCGCCUCAAGCCGCGAUUUUGGCUUGUUGGCGAGGCCGGGCGGCGGAGAAGAGGGUUCUCGGUCGCAGCGCCGCGGCGUCAGGGUGGGAUCUUGGAGCUCUGCUGAAGUGCUCCGGCGAGGUGAUUUGGUUCAGGUGCAGUCCAGUCCCUGUGCAGCUCUGUGUGUGUGUCUGGUUUAUUUGCUUUUUUUAGGUAGGUGGGGGUGGAGUUGGGUGGGAGGGGAGCUGGAAUUUAUUGCGAGCUGUUUCUCGGAGGCCAUUGCUGCGCAAAGCUGAGUUCCUCCUGUUUCGAGGGACCGGAUGACCUGUCUGGUGGUGGACUGGUGGUUCGUGAGUGUUGAAUUAUCGAUUGAGUUCUGCAGUAAGAUUUGGACCUCUGUUGCCACCCACAGUUGAAUAAGAUUGCGGCCAAGAACCCUGAGUUUGUCACCUCUGUUGAAUUUAUUGCCACCCACAGUAAGAUCGUAGGAGUAGCUUUGGUGCAGUGAUUUGGCUGAGAUUGGAGGAAUGGCGCGGCGGAGCAAGAGGCUGGAGAAGCUGAAGCUCAGCGCAUUGUAUACGUUUGCCCUCUGUCAUAGGGGCUCCAGUGAGGAUCACUCGCGGAUUGGGACGGCGGGGUUCUCCCAGGUUGUUUACGUCAAUGAGCCAGAUAAGCACGAAGAGGAGGGAUUCAAUUAUCCACUGAAUGAAGUGUCGACAACAAAGUACACGAUGGUAACCUUCCUGCCUAAGUCCCUCUUUGAGCAGUUCAGGAGAGUGGCCAACUUCUACUUCCUGGUCUCGGGUAUCCUCGCUGUCACCCCGCUCGCGCCGUACACAGCGGUCAGCGCGCUCGUGCCGCUAUGCAUUGUGAUUGUGGCAACCAUGGUGAAAGAAGGGGUCGAGGAUUGGAGGAGGAAACAGCAGGAUCAUGAGCUCAAUAAUCGGAUUGUCAAAGUGCAUAGGGGCAAUGGCAUUUUUGAAGAGACAAAAUGGAAGGAUAUCAAAGUCGGAGACGUAAUAAAGGUGGAGAAGGAUAAUUUCUUUCCCGCUGACAUGAUUCUGCUUUCAUCUAACUAUCCGGAUGGCAUCUGUUAUGUAGAGACUACAAACCUUGAUGGUGAAACAAAUUUGAAAAUUAAACAAGCUCUUGAGGUGACAUUGGAUUUACAAGAGGAUACAAUGUUCAGAAAUGUCAGACAAUUAAUCAAAUGCGAAGACCCAAAUGCGAAUCUCUACUCUUUUGUUGGUACAAUGGAAUGGAAAGGCCGGCGGUAUCCCCUGUCACCCCAACAGCUUCUUCUUCGGGACUCAAAGCUACGGAACACUGACUACAUAUAUGGAGCUGUCAUCUUCACAGGUCAUGAUACAAAACUGAUGCAAAAUGCAACUGAUCCACCAUCUAAAAGAAGCAAGAUUGAGAAGAAAAUGGAUAAAAUUAUUUACCUUCUGAUGUCUUGCCUACUCAUAAUUGCAUUACUUGGUUCUGUCUUGUUCGGGAUCUGGACCAAAGAGGACUUAAGAGAUGGUGAGCUCAAACGGUGGUAUCUUCGGCCAGAUGCUACGAGUAUAUACUAUGAUCCAAAGCAAGCAGCUCUGGCAUCUUUCUUUCAUUUGUUGACAGCCUUGAUGCUGUACAGCUACUUCAUACCAAUUUCUUUGUACAUAUCUAUUGAGAUGGUCAAGAUCUUGCAAGCUCUAUUCAUCAACCAGGAUAUUGAAAUGUAUCAUGAAGAAUCAGAUAAACCAACUCAUGCUCGUACUUCAAAUCUAAAUGAGGAACUAGGUAUGGUUGAUACAAUUCUCUCUGAUAAGACUGGGACAUUGACGUGUAACAUGAUGGAGUUCAUUAAGUGUUCUAUUGCUGGCACUGCCUAUGGUCAGGGUGUCACUGAAGUUGAGAGAGCUAUGGCUAUGAGGAAAGGGACCCGGUUAAAUGCUGAAAUUGAAAAUGGAAACCACAAGGUGGAAAAAGUUGAUGACAGUCGUCAUGUUAAAGGGUUCAAUUUCAAGGAUCCACGUAUUAUGGAUGGAAACUGGAUUCGUGAGCCUAACAGGGAUGUGAUAAGAGAUUUUUUCCGUCUUCUAGCCAUCUGUCACACGUGCAUACCUGAAAUAGAUGAUGAAACUGAGAAGGUAUCAUAUGAAGCUGAGUCUCCUGAUGAAGCUGCAUUUGUUAUUGCAGCAAGAGAACUAGGGUUUGAGUUUUACAAGAGGUCCCAGACAAGUAUAAUUGUUCGUGAAUGGGAUCCAAGUUGGAAUGUUCCUGAAGAGAGAAAGUGUGAGCUCCUAAACAUGUUGGAAUUCAGUAGCUCAAGAAAACGGAUGUCUGUGAUAGUCAAGGAACCAGAGGGAAGGAUAUUACUUCUUAGCAAGGGCGCUGACAGUGUGAUGUUCAAAAGGCUUGCACCAACUGGAAUUUUUUUUGAAGAAGAGACAAGAAGGCACAUAAAUGAGUAUGCUGACUCUGGUCUAAGAACCUUGGUUCUAGCAUACCGUGUCUUGGAUGAGAAAGAGUACAGGGAAUUCAAUGAAAAAUUCAACACUGCCAAAACAUCUGUAAGUGCUGACAGAGAUGAAAAAAUUGAGGCGGCUGUUGAUAGCAUUGAACGGGACUUGCUUCUUCUUGGUGCCACUGCUGUUGAAGACAAGCUCCAGAAAGGGGUGCCCAAAUGCAUAGACAAGCUUGCUCAAGCCGGAAUAAAGAUAUGGGUCCUCACAGGUGACAAGAUGGAGACAGCUAUCAAUAUUGGCUUUGCAUGUAGCCUACUUAGACAAGGAAUGACACAGAUAAUUAUCACACUGGAACAACCUGACAUCAUUGCAUUGGAGAAAAAUGGAGACAAACAAACAAUUGCUAAGGCAUCAAAGCAAAGGGUUAUGGAUCAGAUAGAGGAUGGAAUCAAACAAAUUCCACCUCCAAGUCAAGUUAGCACUGAAUCUUUCGCACUAAUCAUUGAUGGUAAAUCACUAACAUAUGCUUUGGAAGAUGAUGCCAAGUUUAAGUUCUUGGAUCUUGCUGUCAAGUGUGCAUCAGUGAUAUGUUGCCGAUCUUCACCAAAGCAGAAGGCAUUGGUUACAAGACUUGUUAAGCAAGUAACACAUAAAGUGACCUUAGCGGUCGGUGAUGGGGCAAAUGAUGUUGGCAUGCUUCAGGAAGCUGACAUAGGGGUUGGCAUUAGUGGUGCUGAAGGGAUGCAGGCUGUUAUGGCAAGUGAUGUUGCCAUUGCCCAGUUCUGCUUUCUUGAACGAUUACUUCUGGUGCAUGGACAUUGGUGUUACCGGCGCAUUUCAGUGAUGAUAUGUUAUUUCUUCUACAAGAAUGUUACUUUUGGGGUCACUCUCUUUCUGUACGAAGCAUUUGCAUCUUUCUCCGGGAAGCCAGCUUAUAAUGAUUGGUUCUUGUCACUCUAUAAUGUCAUUUUCACCUCCCUUCCUGUCAUUGCUUUGGGGGUAUUUGACCAGGAUGUGUCUGCUAGGCUGUGCUUACAGUAUCCGGAGCUCUACCAAGAAGGUGUGCAAAAUAUAUUAUUCAGCUGGCAUCGGAUACUAGGCUGGAUGCUUAAUGGUGUCAUGAAUGCUAUCUUAAUAUUUUUCUUCUGCAUUACUGCCUUUGAGGACCAGGCAUUCCGUUCGAAUGGCCAAAUUGCAGGCUUGGAUGCCCUAGGUGUUGUCAUGUACACUUGUGUUGUAUGGGUUGUCAACUGUCAAAUGGCGCUCUCAGUGAACUACUUCACCAUAAUCCAGCACAUAUUCAUAUGGGGCAGCAUUGCUGUAUGGUACCUCUUCCUCUUGGCUUAUGGUGCCAUAGACCACCUGGGAUCGUUCUCAAACACAGCAUACAUGGUCUUCAUUGAACAGUUGGCUCCGGCUCUUUUGUAUUGGUUGGUGACGCUUUUUGUUGUGAUUGCAACGCUGGUCCCUUACUUCAGCUAUGCCACAAUCCAGAUCCGGUUCUUCCCAAUGUUUCAUAACAAGAUUCAAUGGAAAAGAUACCUAGGGAAGGCUGAAGAUCCAGAGGUGGCAAGACAGAUAUCGUCACAACACCGGACGUCAUCACAGCAGAGGAUGGUUGGCAUCUCUGCUCGUCGUGAUGGCAAGGCUAUGCAAAUAACAAGGGAGAUCGAUUUAUAAGUUCAGGAAUAGUUUUUCAGUAGAUUUUGUGUUUUGUACAGCUUAUAGGAUAUUGUCUCCAGAAUGAUGACAGCUGAACUGAUUGGAACUUGGGGAUAUUCCUGGAUCGUUGCUUCUAUUGUGUCAUGGAGUCUUCCAGUUCAGAUGAUAGAGCAAGAUCACAAAUUUCUUAGAUAGGUCACAAGGAGACUAAGAGAAUACCUGCUGUAAAGUUCUUUUUUUUUUAGCAAUUUAAGGCUUUGUAAUUCCCCCCUUUCUUUUACACAUGUAGAUGCUUGUAAUCAGGUGGUAGAUUUUCAUUUUGUUUUAUUCCUUUUAUACCCCCUUACCUUCUAUCUCAAGUGUAUUUUAAACAAUAAUGGUAAGGCUUCUAAUGUGAGUGGUUUUAAUGUU
Messenger RNA from Phragmites australis (common reed), 4954 nucleotides. Its product is annotated as putative phospholipid-transporting ATPase 9. Bases 956 to 4561 code for a protein of 1201 amino acids. Gene Ontology annotation, biological process: phospholipid translocation. The transcript has 11 exons. The record is from RefSeq and is a predicted model, not a curated record. NCBI's taxonomy places the organism in Eukaryota, Viridiplantae, Streptophyta, Magnoliopsida, Poales, Poaceae. Gene Ontology annotation, molecular function: magnesium ion binding; ATPase-coupled intramembrane lipid carrier activity; ATP hydrolysis activity. Gene Ontology annotation, cellular component: plasma membrane.